AUGGCAUCAUGAAAUUUUUGUCUUUGGCGUUACAUUUUCCAUUUGGUGAGCCGUAAUUCUUAUAUUUACGACAGGCCAUGAAUGUUGCAGCGCCAUCAUGAUGUCAGUGGGAAUUUAGCAGCUGUCACGUUGUUUAGACUCCGUGGGAACGACGCGCACUCUGGUUACAUUACUUACAUUCUACUUUUACGAGACUUGACCACGAUGGCCCGCGGGCAACAGAAGAUCCAGUCGCAGCAGAAAAAGGCUAAGAAGCAGGCUGAGCUGAAGAAGGCUAAGGGGCACGACCAAAAGACUGCGGCCAAGGCGGCGUUGGUCUUCACCUGUGCCGUGUGCAGGUCGCAGAUGCCCGACCCCAAAACCUUCAAGCAGCACUUUGAGAGCAAGCAUCCCAAGUCUCCUCUUCCCCCUGAGCUGGAGGGCGUAGAGGCAUGAAAAAAAAAAAAACGCCUUUCCCCUCUUCCAUCACAUGGAUUACGCUGAUUUCUCAAGGCCAUGCUCAUACCAGCUCUACACUCUUCCUUGGUCUAAGAGUGACUUUGCCAACUGGGAAAUCGAAGUAAAUGAAGGUUUGAUUCCCCCUGUCGACAAGACUUCAUGUGUCGUGCACAUGGAAUAAUUGUCGUACUGAGCCGUCAUUGAUAAUUAUGUGACAAUUUAACUUUUCCCCCAUUUUAACACUACUAUUGCUCCAGGUUUUGACUUGAUUUGGGGGGGCUUGCACGUUGUUUAGCUGUAAUUCAGGGCAACAAUUAUUAUCUGGUAAGAGGGAUCAUAUUCCUAACUCACGUGGUUGUUAACACUGUAUUCGUUUUACCUCGCUAAUCCUAAUCCUCAAUGUUGGCUAGUCACUAACCAGCCAGGCUGCUACUUUAAAAAAUGCAAAGAUUUAACAAUUUACAUGAAAGCGUCAGGAACUGGAAUGUAUGCUCACUGCUGUAUUAUAGCGUUUUAUUAAAUUUUACUUUGUGGUAUA
Messenger RNA from Corythoichthys intestinalis (scribbled pipefish), 976 nucleotides. It is a transcript of the gene znf706, whose product is annotated as zinc finger protein 706. The transcript has 3 exons. Bases 82 to 435 code for a protein of 117 amino acids. NCBI's taxonomy places the organism in Eukaryota, Metazoa, Chordata, Actinopteri, Syngnathiformes, Syngnathidae. The record is from RefSeq and is a predicted model, not a curated record.